Molecule: messenger RNA, 223 nt
Organism: Cetraspora pellucida
Lineage: Eukaryota; Fungi; Glomeromycota; Glomeromycetes; Diversisporales; Gigasporaceae
Source: the annotation of a GenBank genome assembly
AUGCAAGAUGAUAAUGCAGCAUUCAUUGACAAUACAUUCAAUUACCUAUUGGCUUAUUCUUUUGCACUCUUUAAACAAGUCGAAGACAAAAAAUAUCAAGAUGAAGAUCAUGGUAUACAGCCUCUUGUUUAUUUAUCCACAGUUUUAACAGGAUUAUCUGAGAAAUCAAUUCCAACUGCUAUAUUAUAUUCAAAUGAAUAUGCAAAUUUGUUUUCUCCACCAA